CAUGGCCGAACAAGUGACAAAGGUACGCUUAGAGCACAAAUUCGAUGAGACUGCACUUCACGAAUAUCUGGAGCGUAACUUUCUGGCCUUUCCUAAAAGUAACGGGCAUUUAAAGGUUCUGCAAUACAGCUCUGGGCAGUCCAAUCCGACAUUUUACUUGUCAAAAGAUGGAAAAGAAUUUGUUCUCAGGAAAAAACCUCCUGGUAAGCUUCUCAAAGGAGCACAUCAGGUUGACAGAGAAUUUAGAGUACUAUCAGCAUUAAAAUCUGCCUCCUUCCCAGUGCCAAAUCCUUACCUCUAUUGUGGAGAUAUUUCAGUCAUUGGAACUGAGUUCUACAUCAUGGAACAUGUACAGGGUAUCAUAUUUCGUAAACCCACAUUGCCAAAUCAUUCAGAAGAUGAUCGAAAAGCUAUCUACAAUGGCAUGAUCAGUACUUUGGCAAGGCUACACAACAUCAAUUGGAAGGGUUUGGAACUCUCUGAUUUUGGCCAUCAGUCCAACUUCUUAGGGAGACAGAUAUCAACCUGGAGGAGACAGUACAGAGCAUCAGAAACAUGUCACAUUGAUUCUGUGGAAAGUCUGCUAUCCUGGCUUGAGAAGAAUAUUCCUGUUUGGAGGCAGAACAUAGUUCUAGUUCAUGGAGAUUUCAGACUGGACAAUUUGAUCUUUGAUCCUAGGAAGUUAUGUGUGAAUGCAGUGUUAGACUGGGAGCUCUCUACUCUGGGUGAUCCACUACUUGAUCUAGCCUAUUGCUGCUUGCCCUACCAUUGGCCAAAGGAACUUGGACACAUGUCCUCAUUUUCAUUAGGCACAGGGUCCUUGGCUCCUGGAAUUCCAACAGAGAAGGAUCUUAUUUCUUUGUACUGUAAAUUUAGAGGACUUGGAGAUAUUCACCAUGAACAUUGGAACUUUUACAUUGCAUUAUCAUUUUUUAGAAUGGCAGCUAUAGCCCAGGGAAUCUAUGCAAGGGCCAUCCAUGGAAAUGCAAGUGCUGAAGAUGCUUCUUUAUUUGGAAAUCUUGUUGAACCCCUGGCAUGUGCAGGACUAAAGGUGGCCCUUCAGGCCCAAGCAAGCCAUGUAAGUAAAUUGAACAUGGAGAAUGUGUCCUCCAUCUUCCAGCCAUCCCUGAAGGCUCAAAGACUCUAUCAAAAAAUGAUUGCUUUUAUGGAAAAGUAUGUGUACCCAGCUGAAGAAUCUUACUAUCAGCAUGUGAGUAAUCCAGCGACCCAGUGGAGUGUCCCUCCAUUUAUGGAAGAUUUGAAGGAAAAAGCUCAAGGGGAAGGUUUGUGGAACCUCUUUCUAUCAAGUGUGUCAGGUUUAAGUCAACUUGAGUAUGCCAUGCUAGCUGAGGUUACAGGAAGAUGUCCUUUUGCUGCAGAAGUCUUCAACUGUAGUGCACCAGACACUGGCAACAUGGAGGUCCUUCAUUUAUAUGGUACAACUGAGCAAAAGAAGGCCUGGCUUGAACCUCUUCUGAAAGGGACUGUGAGGUCAGCAUUUUGUAUGACAGAACCAAGUGUGGCUUCGUCUGAUGCAACAAACAUGGAGUGCACGAUUACCAGACUUGGAAGUGAAAUUGUUAUCAAUGGAACAAAGUGGUGGAGUAGUGGGGCAGGGGACCCACGUUGCAAGAUAGCCAUUGUGAUGGGAACUAGUAAAGCUCCUGGUCUAUCAAAACAUAGGCGUCACACCAUGGUGUUGGUUCCAUUAGAUACUCCAGGUGUAACCAAAGUCAGGUCUCUUACAGUCUUUGGUUACAAUGAUGCUCCACAUGGCCACUAUGAGAUUGAGUUCAAAGAUGUUCAUGUACCAGUAUCCAAUAUUAUAUUGGGUGAAGGAAGGGGAUUUGAAAUAGCUCAAGGUCGUUUGGGUCCAGGCCGUAUUCAUCACUGUAUGCGCUUGAUUGGUUUGGCAGAGCGAUCUCUUGACCUUAUGGUCCAUCGGUCUUUGGAAAGAGUGGCAUUUGGAAAACGUUUGUCAGAAAAGGGGAUGGUUCAAGAGCAGAUUGCUCUUUCUAGGAUUGAAAUUGAGCAGGCGAGAUUGCUAGUCUUGAAUGCUGCUUAUAACAUUGACAAGCUUGGAAACAAGGCUGCUAAGAAUCAGAUUGCCAUGGCAAAGAUUGUUGUUCCUCGAAUGGCUUGUAAUGUUAUCGACAGAGCUAUUCAGAUACAUGGAGGAAAAGGCGUUUGUCAGGAUACUCCACUUGCUGGUUUCUAUUCUCAAGCACGGAGUUUGCGGAUAGCCGAUGGCCCAGAUGAAGUUCACUUGGAGGCUGUAGCUAAGUCAGAGCUUAAGAGAGCACUGACAGCAAAAAUAUAAAAUGGUAUAGAUCAGUACUACUUUCUUCAGCUGCUGACCAAUUAUGGACUGGUUAUAGAGUAUGGUGGGGGGGAGGGAGUUGGGUGCAUGAUUAAAUGUAGCCUACCCUUGCAUCCUAUAAAUCCUAUUACCUACUCCCCCUCCUGAUAAAGCUGUAUGGUGAAGUGUAUGGCUUUUACUUACCUGUCUCCCCCUCUGACAAAACUUGUGCUGCAUACAGUAUUA
Molecule: messenger RNA, 2545 nt
Organism: Pocillopora verrucosa
Lineage: Eukaryota; Metazoa; Cnidaria; Anthozoa; Scleractinia; Pocilloporidae
Product: acyl-CoA dehydrogenase family member 11
Biological process (GO): fatty acid beta-oxidation using acyl-CoA dehydrogenase
Cellular component (GO): mitochondrion; cytoplasm
Molecular function (GO): acyl-CoA dehydrogenase activity; flavin adenine dinucleotide binding
Source: RefSeq, a predicted model, not a curated record